This is a messenger RNA of Enterobius vermicularis (human pinworm), 935 nucleotides long. NCBI's taxonomy places the organism in Eukaryota, Metazoa, Nematoda, Chromadorea, Rhabditida, Oxyuridae. The record is from the annotation of a GenBank genome assembly.
AUGAAUAGUUCGGAAAAUUCUUUAUCAAGCUUUCUUGAAAAGAAAGGCAUUGCUUCGGCAUUCGCUCAAGCAAAUCGCUCUUUAAUAGAACGGAACAAAGUCUUGAACGCUGAAGUGCUCUAUAACAAAGCGGAAGCAGAACGCCUACGCGCAACCAAUGCUGAACUUCGGGCUGCAAUAUCGGUUUUAGAGUCUGGAAUAGAAGAGGAACGGAUAAACAUGAUUAUUGAAAGACGUAUGAGAGAUAAACUGUUAAGGCUUCAAACAGUUACUAGAAGGGCUAUCGGUUACAUGCAAGGGAUUAUCAAGGAAUUUGAUAAUGUUCUUUGUUCUACAACAUUGUUUUUAAUGUUAAUUAAGGUUUGCUCUAACCAGUUAGUUCUAUUUUGGUUCAUGUUGUCAAGUAAUUUCUGUAUGUUUAACCACAUUAUUGCAGUGGAAGAAUCGCCAAGAAUCGUUUUUCCAGUUCAGAGGGAGUCUAUAAGCCCUUUAACAAGUCGAGAAGGUACAACGCCAAAUAACUCGGGAGAUUUCAAGGAAACAGAUGUUGUAAAUGACUCACUUGAAGAAGGGUUGCUUACACAGUCUUGCAGCAAAUCUGUAGAAAAUAGAAGUCAUUUUAUAUCUGGUUCACAGCCGUCAUACGUCCCAUGCAAAGAUGACCUGAAGAAGUUGCUUGAUAGUGAUUUGUUUAAAGUAUCUCCUCGUAGCUCUUACAAUUCAAUUGAUUUUCGGACAGAAGAGACUGAAGAUAAUAAAGAAAAUGAUGAAGAAAAUUCACUACUUUUAUCUCGACGCUAUUUUGAACCAACCCAGAGAAGACGCGAACAGAAGUCUAAAAAUAAUUCGCUUGCGACCUCAGAGCAGUCUGUGGAAAGUGAAGAAUCUUGUUUACGUAAGUUUUCGAUCUUUAGCUUCACAUUUUUUCGUUAGUU